AGAAGGACCAGAGCUGAGGUCUUAGCCUGCUCCCAGGGCCUGGGGCUGCGGAGUGGAAGCCAUCAGUGGGCUUGGAGGGCAGCGUCCCAGCCAGGACACGGCCAUCAGUCACUAAUCUGCAGCCCUGGAAUGUCUGCGGGACAAUCAGUGGGGUCUUGGGGGGCUCCCCAAGGGCGCUAAUAAUCCUGCCAUGAUUAACAGGGGCCUUGGGCAGCCCAGCCUGACUCCUGGAGACUGUGAGUAGCUUCAUCCAGCCUGAGAAGGAAGCCAGGAGGCUGAGCCAGGCUGUGCUCAAAGCGCCUGAAAGGCCCACCAGACCCAUGCUGCAUCCGGAGCCCUCCCCUGGCCGAGGGAGCCUCCUGCCUGUGCUCCUGGCCCUCCUUGGCACCACCUGGGCUGAGGUGUGGCCACCCCAGCUGCAGGAGCAGGCUCUGCUGCCUGGAGCCCUGAAUAGGAAGGAGAGUUUCUUGCUUCUCUCCCUGCACAACCGUCUACGCAGCCGAGUCCAGCCCCCUGCAGCUGACAUGCGGAGGCUGGACUGGAGUGACAGCCUGGCCCGACUGGCUCAAGCCAGGGCAUCCCUCUGUGGCACCCCAGCCCCGAGCCUGGCAUCUGCCCCAUGGCACACCCCACAAGUGGGCUGGAAUGUGCAGCUGCUGCCCAAGGGCUCGGUGUCCUUUGUUGAAGUAGUCGGCCUAUGGUUCGCAGAGGGGCAGCAGUACAGCCACGCAGCAGGGGAGUGUGCCCACAACGCCACCUGCACCCACUACACACAGCUCGUGUGGGCCACCUCGAGCCAGCUGGGCUGUGGGCGGCACCUGUGCUCUGCAGGCCGGGCAGUGAUGGAAGCCUUUGUUUGUGCCUACUCUCCUGGAGGGAACUGGGAGGUCAACGGGAAGACAAUAGUCCCCUAUAAGAAGGGUGCCUGGUGUUCGCUCUGCACGGCCAGCAUCUCAGGCUGCUUCAAAGCCUGGGACCACGCAGGGGGCCUCUGUGAGGUCCCCAGGAACCCGUGUCGCAUGAGCUGCCGGAACCACGGACGUCUCAACAUCAGCACCUGCCACUGCCACUGUCCCCCUGGCUACACGGGCAGAUACUGCCAAGUGCGGUGCAGCCUACAGUGUGUGCACGGCCGGUUCCGGGAGGAGGAGUGUUCAUGCAUCUGUGACAUCGGCUACACGGGAUCCCAGUGUGCCACCAAGGUGCACUUUCCCUUCCACACCUGUGACCUGAGGAUCGACGGAGACUGCUUCAUGGUGUCUUCAGAGGCAGACACCUAUUACAGAGCCAGGAUGAAAUGCCAGAGAAAAGGUGGGGUGCUGGCCCAGAUCGAGAGCCAGAAAGUGCAGGACAUCCUUGCCUUCUAUCUGGGCCGCCUGGAAACCACCAACGAGGUGACCGACAGUGACUUUGAGACCAGGAACUUCUGGAUCGGGCUCACCUACAAGACUGCCAAGGACUCCUUCCGCUGGGCCACAGGGGAGCACCAGGCCUUCACCAGUUUUGCCUUCGGGCAGCCUGACAACCAGGGGUUUGGCAACUGCGUGGAGCUGCAGGCGUCAGCUGCCUUCAACUGGAACGACCAGCGCUGCAAAACCCGAAACCGUUACAUCUGCCAGUUUGCUCAGGAGCACAUCUCCCGGUGGGGCUUAGAACCCUGAGGCCUGGCCGCACAGCUCCCUCGCCUGCCCUGGGUGCACUGGCUCUGCUUACUUGUCUGCCCACCUGUCUGGAACAAGGGCCAGGCUAAGACCACAUGCCUCAGGUCCAAAGAGGUCUCAGACCUUGCACAGUGCCAGAAGUUGGGCAGAGAGAGGCAGAGAGGCCAGUGAGGGACAGGGACUAAAGGUUAGAAGCUGGGGCCCUUCGCUGCUUUUGAUCAAGAAGAUGGGCUUCAAUGAGGGGCACCAAAGCAGAAGUUGUGGCCAGCGGUCCAGAAAGACUGCUUUCUUCCACCUGGCACAGACCCUCUGGGGCAGUGGAGCUUCCCUGUGGCAUGAACCCCACAGGGCAUUAAACUAAGUUAUGAAUCAGCUGAA
Molecule: messenger RNA, 2039 nt
Organism: Saimiri boliviensis boliviensis (Bolivian squirrel monkey)
Lineage: Eukaryota; Metazoa; Chordata; Mammalia; Primates; Cebidae
Source: RefSeq, a predicted model, not a curated record